GCUUUUUUCAUACUUUAGGACCAGAGCCUCAUGUAUUAGAAAGUUCAUCGUCUGCUUUGCGACUCACUCCCCUCUUUUCCCCCAUUUGCUUUUUCGUCUCCGCUUUUGUCUGCCCCUCCCUUUCUUCAAUAUGGAUACUUCUCACUGGCCACAGGGCAUAGGACUAGCGAAAGCUGUGGAACCCUCAAAGCCAGUGCCAGUAACAGAACGAAAGCCAAGGCCACAAAAAGAACAAGCAAUAAAUUGUCCAAGAUGCAAUUCAACAAACACAAAAUUCUGUUAUUAUAACAAUUAUAGCCUUUCUCAGCCAAGGUAUUUUUGCAAAACUUGUAGAAGGUAUUGGACUGAUGGUGGUUCUUUAAGAAAUGUUCCUGUUGGUGGCGGUUCAAGAAAAAAUAAAAGAUCUAAUUCCUCUUCUAAUAAUUCCUCAUCCUCCACAUCAUCUUCAUACAAGAAAAUUCCAGAUCUCACAAUUCCAACUUCUUCUUCUACUCAAAACCCUAAAAUAAUAAACGAACCCCAUGACCUAAAUUUAACAUUUAACCCAUCCACUACUAGCAAUUUCAGUAACAUUUCUGAGUUUAUGGCCUUACCUUUAAUGAACCCAAAUUCCACAACUUCAUUUAUGUCAUCUAUUAUGCCACAGAUUUCGGAUUCUAAUAAUAUUAUGUACUCAUCAUCAUCAACUGGGCUACCUAAUUUGCAUGAUUUGAAGCCUACACUUAAUUUUUCUUUGGAUGGGUUUGAUAAUAAUAAUGGGUAUGGAAGUUUACAAGGAGAGACUGCUGGAGCAAAACUGUUUUUCCCUUUGGAUGAUUUGAAGAAUGUUUCAACGGCAAAUGAUGAUCAUGAGUUUGAUGAACAAAAUAGAGGGCAAGCUGCUGAAUCUCAUGGAUUUUGGAAUGGAAUGUUGGGCGGAGGAUCAUCUUGGUAAUUGAUUAGAAGGUGGUGUUUAUCUAUUUGUGUUUUUAAGUUAAUUUUUACAGGCUGAGUGACAUGUUUAGUUGUUUUCCAGUAUAAUUAAAACUUCUACUACUGCUCCUUACUAACUGAUAGAAUAUAUGUGUUAUUUCUUUAUGAAACUUCUAAUUUCGUUUGCAUCACUUUGAAUUAUGAGUCAUGCUUGUAAAUGCUGUAUCUUUUCUUUUGGUUGUUAAAAACUGCGAUAACCUCAUCUAAAAAACUAAUUAUAUUUCAAUAUU
Molecule: messenger RNA, 1202 nt
Organism: Nicotiana tabacum (common tobacco)
Lineage: Eukaryota; Viridiplantae; Streptophyta; Magnoliopsida; Solanales; Solanaceae
Product: dof zinc finger protein DOF4.6
Biological process (GO): regulation of DNA-templated transcription
Molecular function (GO): DNA binding; DNA-binding transcription factor activity
Source: RefSeq, a predicted model, not a curated record